Caenorhabditis remanei is the source of this 1395-nucleotide messenger RNA. RefSeq lists its product as uncharacterized. The record is from RefSeq and is a predicted model, not a curated record. The transcript has 9 exons. Gene Ontology annotation, cellular component: cytoplasm; microtubule. Gene Ontology annotation, biological process: mitotic cell cycle; microtubule cytoskeleton organization. Gene Ontology annotation, molecular function: GTP binding; structural constituent of cytoskeleton. NCBI's taxonomy places the organism in Eukaryota, Metazoa, Nematoda, Chromadorea, Rhabditida, Rhabditidae. Bases 1 to 1395 code for a protein of 464 amino acids.
AUGCCUCAGUACAAAGGAAGUCGCGAAGUAAUAUCAAUCCACGUUGGUCAAGCAGGUGUUCAAAUUGGAAAUGCAUGUUGGGAGUUGUUUUGUCUAGAACACGGAAUUCAACCUGAUGGAUACCAUGUGGAAGACGAUUCAUAUGAUGAAGAAACCGAGACAAUCAACACGUUUUUCGCUGAAACAGCUGGUGGAAAGCAUGUUCCAAGGUGUCUAUUCGUGGAUCUGGAACCAACUGUUGUGGAUGAAGUCCGAACCGGAACCUACCGUAGUCUCUUCCAUCCGGAGCAACUACUUUCUGGAAAGGAAGACGCAGCUAAUUGCUAUGCAAGAGGAAGAUACACGAUUGGAAGAGAAAUGAUUGAUGUGGUAAUGGAUCGUGUAAAACGACUAGCGGAAAACUGCAAUGGACUCCAGGGAUUCGUAAUAUUUCAUUCAUUCGGAGGAGGAACUGGAUCUGGAUUCUUAUCACUUCUCAUGGAAAGACUCUCGACUGAAUACGGAAAGAAACCAAAACUAGAGUUUGCAAUCUACCCAGCACCACAAGUCUCCACAUCAAUGGUCGAACCAUACAACUCAAUCCUAAUGACACAUACGACUCUCGAGCAUUCGGACUGCACAUUUAUGGUGGAUAACGAGGCGAUUUACGAUAUAUGUAGAAGGAAUUUAGACUUGGCAAGACCAACAUACACCAAUCUAAACCGUCUCGUUGCUCAAAUCAUCAGCUCAAUCACCGCUUCUCUCCGAUUCGAAGGAGCUCUCAAUGUGGAUCUCACUGAAUUUCAGACUAAUCUGGUUCCCUACCCACGUAUUCAUUUCCCUCUAGUCACAUAUGCUCCACUUGUCUCUGCUGAACGUGCGUCUCACGAACAGAAUACAGUAGCUGACAUGACUCAUGCCUGCUUUGAACCUGGUUACCAAAUGGUCAAAUGUGAUCCGAGACGUGGAAAAUAUAUGGCAGUUUGUCUGUUAUAUCGAGGAGAUGUUGUACCGAAAGACAUCAAUUCAGCCAUUGCGUCUGUCAAAACAAAACGGACGGUGCAAUUUGUGGAAUGGUGUCCAACUGGUUUCAAAGUCGGAAUCAACUAUCAACCACCAACUGUUGUUCCGGGUGGAGAUUUGGGAAAACAAACGAGAAGUGUUUGCAUGAUUAGUAAUACAACUGCAAUUGCUGAGGCAUGGGCACGAUUGGAUCACAAGUUUGACUUGAUGUAUGCUAAACGUGCAUUCGUGCACUGGUAUGUUGGAGAAGGAAUGGAAGAAGGAGAAUUCUCAGAGGCUCGUGAAGACAUGGCAGCACUCGAAAAGGAUUACGAGGAGAUUGGAGAAGAUGAACUACCGGAUGACAUUGAUGAUCAAUCGUAUCGUGGAAGAAGUGCUGCUUCGAGAUAUUAG